Messenger RNA from Camelina sativa (false flax), 839 nucleotides. Its product is annotated as CASP-like protein 3A1. The record is from RefSeq and is a predicted model, not a curated record. Lineage: Eukaryota; Viridiplantae; Streptophyta; Magnoliopsida; Brassicales; Brassicaceae.
CGUCUGUGGCGUGGCGUGGCUCUCGUGUAAAUUAAUUACAAACUCAAAAUGGCGAAAGCAGCAGAGCAGAAACAAAACUUGACCGUUGUGACUGAAGAAACGAAGCUUGAUAUCCGCGACGUGGUGCACACAGCCACCACUUACGGCAGAAGACGCAAUGACGUGGCAAUGGUUGCGCUAAGAGCUAUGUGCAUGGCUGUAUCGGCGGUUGCUGUGACGUUAACGGUGACAGCACACGAGACUAGCAUGACCACUCUCUACGGCUUCGAGUUUCAACUCCACGCCGUUUGGUCACUCUCAGAUUCUCUAAUAUAUCUAGUGGUGGUUUCAUCUGCAACGGUUCUUUACUCGUUGAUCCAACUUAUCACAAGUGGAACAAGACUGAUGAGAAGAUCUCCAGUGAUCCCGACAAGAACACAAGCAUGGUCUUGCUUCAUUGCAGAUCAGGUAUUUGGAUACGCGAUGGUGAGUGGAGGAUCUGCGGCUCUAGGAGUAACGAAUAUGAACAGAACAGGAAUCAGACACAUGCCUCUUCCAAACUUCUGCAAAUCUCUCGGUUUCUUCUGUGACCAUCUCGCAUUCUCCGUCGUCUUCUCCUUGUUCGCGUUUCUCCUCCUCGCCGCUUCUUCUGUUCUCGACGUUCUCCGUCUCUCACGCGACCGUUAGAAACAAUAGUUACUGUUUUACCCUUUUGUAACUUUCCUUCAUCGUCUUGUCUGAUGUUUUUUUCAUCAUUAUAAUAAUUAUUAAUUACAGUAUGUAUUAAUUUUUGGAAUUGUUUGUUUCAAUCGAUGUCAGCUUAAAACUUCGAAUUCCAAAGUUGUUUUGAAAUUAUGUUU